Messenger RNA from Xyrichtys novacula (pearly razorfish), 8021 nucleotides. The record is from the annotation of a GenBank genome assembly. Lineage: Eukaryota; Metazoa; Chordata; Actinopteri; Labriformes; Labridae.
UUUAACUUGCACUUACAGAUUUAGCGACAAACUGUAUUUACUGGCAGUGGUUUUCUGAAGGGUUCCUGAGCCCAUGUGGUGAUGUCCUUUACACAUUGAUGUCGGUUUUUGAUAGAGUGACACCUGAGGGAUCGAAGGUCACGGGCAUUCAAUGUUGGUUUCCGGCUGUGCCGCUUCCGUGCAGAUUCUCCGAACCUUUCGAUGAUAUUAUGGACCGUAGAUGUUGAAAUCCCUAAAUACCUUGCAAUUGUACUUUGAGAAACACUGUUCUUAAACUGUUCAACUAUUUGCUCACGCAGUUGUUCACAAAGUGGUGAACCUCGCCCCAUCCUUGCUUGUGAAUGACUGAGAAUUUUUGGGGAAGCUGCUUUUAUACCCAAUCAUGGCACCCACCUGCUCCUAACUAGCCUGUUCACCUGUGGGAUGUUCCAAAUAGGUGUUUGAUGAGCAUUCCUCAAAUUUCUUAGUAUUUCUUGCCACCUUUCCCAACUUCUUUGUCACGUGUUGCAGCCAUGAAAUUCUGAGUUUAUAAUUAUUUGCAAAAAAAGAUAAAGUUUAUGAGUUUGAACAUUAAAUAUCUUGUCUUUGUAGUGAAUUCAAUUGAAUAUAGGUUGAAAAGUAUUUGCAAAUCAUUGUAAUCUGUUAUUAUUUACGUGUAUCACAAUUUGCCAACUUCAAUGGAAUUGGGUUUUGUAAUAAGUGUAUGUUUUUGGUUGAUGUACCACUCUAACCCGGGAGGCAAAAUUUCCUACCUUGUUUCUCUUCAUUCUCAUGGAGUGGGAGGAAGGAGGUUGAAGUAAUGCUGUCACUGCUCUCAGGAAUAGUUGGUAUUGCAGGAACAGGAGGCUCAGAUCUCAGCAGCUGGUGACUAACUGAAGAGAAGUAUCUGUCUGCUGCUUUCUUCUUGUUCCCACCUUUUUGUUUCCUAUUCGACUCUGGUUCCUCCCAGCUGACUCCCUGCCUGUGCAGGUCCAGACCCAGGGAUGAGCUGCCUUUCCUCUUAUAUCUGGGACAUAAAGAAGGUUUAAAAAUUAUUGGCAACAUAACAUUACAUCGCGUUUUUGAACCAUAGUAAAUGUUGUCUUCCUGAAAGCCAUUUUUUGGUGCUACUUGGACUUGGAAUUUGCCCUACCUUGCUACAUCUCCUCUGUACAGGGACUUGUACACCCAGUUGGCUGGGUCUGCUUUAUGGUCAAUACAGAACAGCUGCUCUGUAGGUGUCUGGAGGUCAUCCAACCAAGAGAAAUGACUUGCUAGUGCAGAAGGUUUGGGACUGCGAACAAACCCACAAACAUAUCAGCUAUAACUAAAAAUCAGAAGUAGGCAGCAGUCCUGCAUGCAAAAUAAAUAGUAAUGCAUGUAGGGUGUUAAAAGUUGUGUCCAUACCCAUCAUCCUCUUCUUCUCUUUUCAGAUCACUGGGGUAUACAGUGUCAGAGUCAGACCCACUGCUGUCAGAACAUCGUCCACUUUUCUUUUUGUGUUUUUUCUUCUUUUUCUUCUUCCUUUCACUCCUCUUUUUCUUCUUCUUGUGCGGCACAUUACUCUCUUCCCUUUCCUCCUGCUCUGCAGAGCUUACAUCUCUACCAACACUGAGGAUUAAAAUGUGACUUAAUUGUAAUGAGAUUUAUGGAGACUCACAACAAGCUUUGAACAGAAGUAAAAAUGCCAAACAUCAAAUUAAAUAACUAUUAUACUCAUUUGAAAGUAAAUUAAAUACAGUUUCACAUUUCUACACUGGGCAAAGGAUUAAAUUUAGAAAAAAACGUGCAAAACAAAAAAUAAGAACACAGUAAUGAGGAAGAAAAUGUAAUGAAGAAUUCAGGUAACAAAGAAGUGAAAAAGAAGCUUUUAUAACUGAAAUGUGGGACACAUUAAUAACAAUUUAAAAGACUGUAUAAACUCAAGAGUCUUAUGCUGUGCUUCAUGACUUUUUUGUACCUUGAUUCCUUUUCUGUCUGCCUCUCACUAAUCUUCUCAAUGAACCGGUUAUGAAGGACGACAGCAUCGCUGGUCUGAAAGCUUUUAUUUGUCAGCCAGUCUAAUCCUACAAAAAGAGAGUGGAGCAAAAACAUAGCGGUGAGCAUUGACAAGAGGGAUUGGGUAGGGAUGCAUGACAUUACUGGCACACUAUCAGUACUGCCUUAAAGAUAUGAAAAAACAAAAGCCAAGGACCAAAGUCAGUGAGCUCAAACAGUACAGGACUCCAAGUACACGGCUGCAUUUUAAAGAAGUCAUCAGACCCCCUGCUAAUUACGUUUCCAUGACACCCAAUAGCAACAAGAAAGAGUUGUAAAAAACAUUAUUCAAAUGGGUUCAGCACCAGGCAGUCAUUACUUUUAGACGGAUCCUCAACGUUGUUAGUCGCCUCAUCGGCAAACGCUGGAAACAGAGCCAUGACAGUUGUGUUGCAUGGAAACAGUCGCACGAAUGUGACGUCACGUAAACGGCGCGUUAGAUUAAAACUACAUUUAAAAAAAACUAUACAAUUAUAUUUAAAGUACAGAUAAAAUUAGCAUAAUGCAUUUUUAAACCCACCACCCCACAAAAAAAACAACAACAAAAAAACAACAUAUAUAUGUAUCAGCAUAUCACUAGCUAUUUUGUUGUGUUUUUGUACACUAUCCCCACGUUUAAAGAAUUUAUGAAAACAAACAUACAAAAGGUCAAUCUCUUAAAAUCUUGAAUUAUAUUUUAUUAAAUAAAAAGUGUCUUUUAUAGAUAUUUGAUAAACUACACAAAUGAAAAUCAUCAGAGACUAUACGGUUUUCAAUUGUCAUAGAAGCACUUUGAUUCCUUUUUCAUUCAGUGAAAGCCAUGGAAGAAAAAGUCAUCUGGAAGAAUAGAAAAAUGUUACUACUUUAAAACACCAAUCGAAAAGGAUUUUGUUGUUGUUUUCUAAUAAUAAAAAAAAAAUCAUUGACGUUUGGGCUUCAACUUGUUCGCUUUGUUGCACACAUGGAGUCAGAUUUAAUCUCAAACCCAGAUAUUUACACGCUGUAGAAGACAGGCAAACUUUACUAACUUGCAAAAGGCUAUCUUAUUCCUAACAAAAGUAGCUUUCUGUGACAGUGACUAAAGAGCCAUUCAUUCUCAUAAGAGUGUCAGAAAGUAUAAAUUGUCAAACAAUAAAAUAUGUAAAGACUCUUGAAACUAGCAAUAAAACUCCUAGACUGUAGGGGGGGAGUUAACGUCCGGUUAAGACUGAAGACUCCCCACCACCCUCUUGUGGCUAAAAAACAAAAUCAUUUUUUUUCUUUGUGGGAAACACCACGAGCUCAUUAUCAUUAUUUUAUCUUCAAAAAGCCUACACACGAGAGAAAACACGCGUGUUUCUGUUAAUCGUUUGAGAAUGGGCCUCCCAUAUGGCAGUUUUUGUUGGACGUCGUGUUUAUUACCCAACACUGAUGUUGGUGUAAUUUUCUUAUUUUACCGUCAAGCACCAUCUAAUCUCAUGACACUGCUUUUAGGGGCAGUUAGCGUACUUCAGUUUAACCCCGUUAUGAAAUUACUGUUAGACGUUCUUGAAAUCAAACUUUUGCGUUAAGACGUGGCUGAACACGCCAAAACAGGGAAAUUCUGUGUCCCCCACACCAGAGCAGUGGGUUAAAACAGAGUGGCGACACUCCCAUAGGCAUACGCUGUAGAGCCCGGCGGACCCCACUUCCGGGUUAUGGAAUUCUUAAUAGUUCCAACCAGAGCAGUGGAUUAAACAUUUAAUCUGCCCCAUACCAUAGAUUUAUGCAGAUAAGAUGUUUGAAUUCUAUACGUGUUACCACGACAACCCAAAGCGCCAACCAAUCAAACUCGAAAAAGUUUUCUCUCGACCAAUAAUAUCUCGCAUUUGCUUUGACUGACAUUUGACUUGUCCAAUUGCAGAUAUCGACUGCGUAUAUUUGGCACUGCCUGCGAGUUUAGGUUAGUCCGUUACUUGAGUCCAGAGCGGUAACAACUUGAUCUACUUCCGGCGAAAAGAAGUGUAAAUUUUCGAGAAAAUGAGGGAAAUUGUACAUCUGCAGGCAGGCCAGUGUGGCAAUCAAAUCGGAGCAAAGGUACGAAUAUAUUUGAUUCCAAAGUGAUUGGUUUACCGUCUUAUAAAAGAGCUUAGAUUUUUAAUUUGGUUUGGGCGGGCUGAUAAAUGAGCUUACCUUGCGACAAAGCUAAUGAUAGCCUUGUGGUCUACCACACAUUUGGGUGUUUUUAGGUUUCGAGUUGAGCCUCUAAAUUUACUUUUGUCAUUAACUGCGUGCUUUUUUUGUUGACUUCAGUUCUGGGAGGUGAUAAGUGACGAACAUGGCAUCGACCCGAGCGGGUCAUACCAGGGAGACAGCGAUCUGCAGCUGGAGCGGAUCAACGUCUAUUACAACGAAGCAUCAGGUUAGCUCCACUUUGCUAAAGCUCGCAGUAUUCACACUUAGGUUAUCUCAUUUCUGGGUGAGCCGAUGUAAUUCAAUACCACCCACAAGGCUUGAUAGUACCGUGGCCAUCCAGCAGGGGGUAUUUAUCCUGCUUGGAAACCACUGGAAGGCCCAACUCCAACCUGCCAAACCAGUUUGCCCCACCUUACUGGUUACCGUGGCCUCGUUCCCAUGAUACAAUGAAAGAACAACAAACCCUCAUUUAACGGAAGCAUCCACAACUUCACAGACAUUAAAUGCAUGGACCUUAUUAAGGUCAACAUUUUUGUCUUAAUAGUGUCCUACUUUAAAAAGUUACACUAUAUUGUGUUUUUAUGAUGACAGAACAUGAAAUUGAAUUAAAUUUCCCUUAGGCGAUAAAUAAAGUUCUUAUUUUAAAAUCAUAAAGCUCACAAAAUCAACAUGUUUUAUAAUACAUUGUGGAAAUUUCAGUCACUUGAAGCUUCAUUAAAAUGUCUUUUGCACAUUGUUUUAUAAUCACGAAUAUUAGUGUGGAAGUGCAUGACUAUAUUUUUCCACUGCUUAGACAAAGGCAGGAGUUACCUUAUUAUUUUGGGCAAUUGCAACAUGGGAUGUCUUUGUCUUGCCAAUCAUAGCAACCAACCUUUUGUUUCGUUUUCUAGAUUGUAAAAUAUAUAUAUAUUUUUCUGUGAUAUGGAGAUAGUAAAAUGACAGGGCCCACAGAGGAAAAUGGGAGGAGCAUAAGAAACAGUUUUUUUUUUUGUGUGUGUAACCAUUUUUUUUUUUAAAAAGGAGCAGUGAUUUUGCAAUUUGAGGCAAUGGAAAAUGACCUGGUGAGUGCUGCUCAAAGCAGAAAAUAAGAAUCAGAAAAGAAGGAUUUGAAGAGAAAAGUGAGAAAAGCCUCUCAUCUUUCUACAGCUUUUAUUUAAAUACUAAUUUUAUCUUCAAGUUCUAUUAUAUCUUUAUUCUUAAUAUAUUGUGUAUUUGAUUAUUCUUCUUUUCUGUAAAUAUGCUGCUGGAAUUUUAAUUUGCUUGAGGGAACCUUCCCAAAAGGAAAAAUAAAGUUGUAUCUAAUCUAAUCUAAUAUGAAGUAGAAAAAAGCUACUUUAUGUAUGAAUGGGCUACAGACUUUUAUUAUACUGUAAUUAAAAUUAUUUCUAACUAGCGCUACACAAAGCCCAUUGUCAAUGACAAAUUAGCAUUUCACAGCUCAAACUAUGGGCAGUUUGUAAAUUACAUUCUCUGCCUGGGACAUAUAUGAACUGAAAAUGUCCCUGAACUGAGUUUUUUCUUGAAUGUAUACCAACAACAGACUACUGACAAUUUAAUUUUCUUAACAGUAACUAAAAGUGUGCUUCUGCUUGAGUAAUUGGUUCAAUAAUUUUUGUGUAACUUCCAGUUUUUGCCUCCUCUGUGUUUUCUUCACCAGGCGGCAAGUAUGUCCCUCGUGCAGUGCUGGUCGACCUGGAGCCUGGCACAAUGGAUUCUGUGAGGUCUGGUGCCUUUGGCCAAGUCUUUAGACCAGACAAUUUUGUCUUCGGUGAGCAUAUAGGAUGUUGAUGUACUUCAUCUCUUAACCUAGAUAGAUGAAAUUCCCCUGGUGUGAGAACUGUAGAGUAGUUUUCCACUGCCCAGCCUUAGAAAAGUUCAAUUUGAAAAGUAUUCACAUCACACUGCAGGUAAAUGAUAUGAUAGUGUCAUAUUUCAAGUAGAACAUGAUCCAGGAAGUGCUUACUCUGCAGCUGUGAUAGAUGUCCGUAUUUGCAUGUGACACAGGUCAGAGUGGAGCUGGCAACAACUGGGCCAAAGGUCACUACACUGAGGGAGCUGAGUUGGUGGACUCAGUCCUGGAUGUGGUGAGGAAGGAGGCAGAGAGCUGUGAUUGCCUCCAGGGCUUCCAGCUUACACACUCACUGGGAGGAGGUACCGGCUCUGGAAUGGGCACACUGCUCAUCAGCAAAAUCCGAGAGGAGUAUCCAGACCGUAUCAUGAACACUUUCAGUGUGGUGCCCUCACCCAAGGUUCAUACAACAAACACUGUUAUUCUAAAAGCAUGUUUCCUCACCCAUAUGCUUGUCUCAUCUUUAAUGAUGUCUUUCCUUCUCUCUUUCUCUCUCCCUCUCUCUCAUACCCCAGGUGUCAGACACAGUGGUAGAACCAUACAAUGCCACCCUCUCCGUUCACCAGCUGGUGGAGAACACAGAUGAGACCUACUGCAUUGAUAAUGAAGCCCUGUAUGACAUCUGCUUCCGCACACUGAAACUCACCACGCCCACCUAUGGUGAUCUCAACCACCUUGUUUCAGCCACCAUGAGUGGGGUGACCACCUGCCUGCGCUUCCCUGGCCAGCUCAACGCUGAUCUGAGGAAACUGGCUGUCAACAUGGUGCCCUUCCCUAGGCUGCACUUCUUUAUGCCGGGCUUCGCCCCCCUGACGAGCCGUGGCAGUCAGCAGUACAGGUAGAAAGGAGGGAGCUGACUUUUACAGACUUAAUCAGGCUGUAUGUCAAAGCAGGUGAAAUUAAUUCAAUUUGAACUGUCUUCACUCUAUAGGGCACUGACAGUUCCUGAACUGACGCAGCAGAUGUUUGAUGCCAAGAACAUGAUGGCAGCAUGUGACCCCCGGCAUGGGCGCUACCUGACAGUCGCCGCCAUCUUUAGAGGCCGCAUGUCCAUGAAGGAGGUGGAUGAGCAGAUGCUCAACGUGCAGAACAAGAACAGCAGCUACUUUGUGGAAUGGAUUCCCAACAAUGUCAAAACCGCUGUCUGUGACAUCCCUCCCCGGGGCCUCAAGAUGGCAGCCACCUUCAUUGGCAACAGCACAGCCAUUCAGGAGCUGUUCAAGCGUAUCUCAGAGCAGUUCACGGCCAUGUUCCGCCGCAAAGCCUUCCUCCACUGGUGAGUGAAAGAAAACUAGUGAGAGCAGUGAGAAGGUGCCCCAAUAUUAGUGCAGGACUGUUCAAAUGUCGAAACUCGGUCAGUUGUCAUGCAUUUGUGUCAUGUGUCAAAACUCAUUAGCGAGUAUUGUCUUGUCUCAGGUACACUGGCGAGGGCAUGGAUGAGAUGGAGUUCACAGAGGCUGAGAGCAACAUGAAUGACCUGGUGUCUGAGUAUCAACAGUACCAGGAAGCCACUGCUGAGGAGGAGGGCGAGUUUGAGGAGGAGGAGGUCGAUGAUGAAAUGGCCUAAACGGUGCCAUUCACUGUUGGGCUGGACAGUGUGAAUCAAAUCAUCUUUUCUUUUAUGACAAAAACAAAAGUUCUGACUCAGUUCGUUUACAUGGACUCGAGUAUCCUGGUUAUGAUUCACUCUUAUUUUGCUGUCGGGACUUCUUGUCUCCUUCUUCUAAGAUGUGAAUGUUUGAAACCUGUUCUUUCUUGUUUGUGUUGAAAGAAAAUGUGACACUUAGCAGUUUGAGGCACUCUCUGCUGAAAAUGACACUUCUGUCUCAUGAAGAACGUCAUUUUCAUCAGAACGAAAAACCUUAUCCAAAGUAAAGAAACUCUCCUUUGAUGCACUGAAGGACUAAAAGCUUUAAAGGGUGUCAGGAACUGCUCCCUGUUACAUUUAUGCACAUUUUUGCUGGCUGUAGAAACACAAAGCUGAGUUUUAAUAAAGAUUUUUCAAAUUGGUGCUAUACUGUAC